This is a messenger RNA of Eimeria necatrix, 108 nucleotides long. RefSeq lists its product as hypothetical. Lineage: Eukaryota; Apicomplexa; Conoidasida; Eucoccidiorida; Eimeriidae. The coding region runs from base 1 to 108 and encodes 35 amino acids. The record is from RefSeq and is a predicted model, not a curated record. The transcript has a single exon.
AUGACAGAAGCAGCAGCAGCAACCAUUGAAGGCAGCAGCAGCGCUGCUGCUGCUGCUCCUUUCUUCCCCCUUGUCUGCCUUGUUGCUGCUGCUGCUCUCCUCUUCUAA